This is a messenger RNA of Penicillium waksmanii, 1356 nucleotides long. RefSeq lists its product as uncharacterized. Lineage: Eukaryota; Fungi; Ascomycota; Eurotiomycetes; Eurotiales; Aspergillaceae. The transcript has a single exon. The record is from RefSeq and is a predicted model, not a curated record. The coding region runs from base 1 to 1356 and encodes 451 amino acids.
AUGCUCUCUCCCACUUCCUUCGACAUCUACCGCAUGGCUCCCCCAGUUCGACCUUCACGAUCACUCGAAGGUUUAGAAAGAGUGAUCCCUCCAUCACUGGAAAAAUCACCCUACACUUCAUAUACUCCAUUUACUCCAUUCACAUAUACUCCGACCACCCCGACUCGCUCCGAUCUCUUCCUCAACAAACCUCUCCCCGCAAUGCCACCACUCGACGAACCCGAACCCGAGUACUCUGGUAUGUGGACCGAUUCCGACAGCGACGACGAUGACAGCACCGUCGACAGCGUCGCCAGUCCAAGCGAACCACGCAACUCAACCGAGAGUUUCCCCAUCUUUGUCAGUUCUGGCUCCGACGACUUCGACCUGGUCGAUCAUCCGACCCCCGCCGAUCCCUUGGAUGCGAUCGUCGCUCCACAACGUCCCCUUUCUCAGCGCACGGACUCGACCGUGUCGAGCAUCUCCGCCCUCACCUCCAACUCUGAUGCUCAGUACGGUCGCCCCUCACAGUGGUCACAGACCCAGACCCAGACCCAGACUACUCGACCAGGCACCAACCACUACUUCCGUGAGAAGAAAUGGGAUUUCUUCCCAGAGCUGGCAACCCCCGGGUCGCUGCCCGCCACAGGUACCAGCGGACGCGUGAGUCCCAGCCUUCGAAAUGGAAAGACUCGCAAGAAGGAAGGUCGCUUGGGCCUCUCGACUAAGCGUAAGCGUUGGCACUCGCUUGAUCGGCCGGGGAUGGGAGGACUGGCGCAGGCUCGCGACUCCUUCAAGACAAUUGUUCACCGCACACUUGCAGCCAAAGAGUCACAACGCCCAGCAACAGCGCAGCCAACCUCGCUCCAGCAAAGGAGAGGCCUCAGUGUGAAACCACUCGAAGCCUCCUCGCUAGAUGUGAAUAUGAACCUGCGGGCACUAUCGUUACACACCAUGGCCAGUUCCAGCGCCAGCGAAAUGCCCGACAGCCCCCGUUCCCCACGCCAAAAACAACUCGCAGUGCCCAUGUCCCCGUACCAAAAAUACGGAUGCGCCAUUUGGGAAACACCCAAGAAAUCCAAGAAAUGGGCCACUGCCAAACAGCCUGCAGCGUCCCGGUCGGCUUCUCAUCUCGUCUACACAAAUCCAACCCCGCCCCUCUCCCCGCCACUCAAGACGCAAUUGCAGCAGAAUACCCGUGAUGCUGUCCGCGCCUUGCAGGGUGGGACGAGUCAGAUGCUUUUUGCAUUCGAUGGCGCGAAGAAAAAAAUGUCCGAGUCCAGGGAUGAACGGCGCCGUGAAUUGCUCAAGUCGCAAAUCAAGUUGGUUGGACCGGUCAAUCCGCAUACGUGUUCGCAGGCAGAUCCGUGGCUUUGA